This is a messenger RNA of Rhizophagus irregularis DAOM 181602=DAOM 197198, 1173 nucleotides long. Lineage: Eukaryota; Fungi; Glomeromycota; Glomeromycetes; Glomerales; Glomeraceae. The record is from RefSeq and is a predicted model, not a curated record.
AUGGCUCUGAAGAAUCUGAAGGAAGUACCGAGGAAUAUGAAGCUCCUGAUUUUGGGAAGAAUGAUUGGAAUUUUGAUGAUGAUCGGUAUGAUGCUUUUGUGGAAAUAUCAUGAAAGAUGUUUAGAUUCAAUUGAAAUUAUUUAUUUUUAUGGAUUUACAAAAGAUCCAGAUACUUUAAAAUAUAUGGUAGUAAUAGAUUAUGCAAACAAAGGUAAUUUAAGAGGAAACUUAACAAGAAUAAUCAAAAAUAAUUGGGAUCAAAAAUUAUAUAUGUUGUGUGAAAUUAUUUCUGGACUUAAUAGUAUACAUGAACAAAAUCUUAUUCAUUGUGAUUUUCAUGAUGGUAAUAUUUUAAAUCAUAAUGAGGAUAAAAUUUAUGUUAGUGAUUUAGGAUUAUGUCAGCCUGUAAAAUCAUUUUUGAAAGAGUAUAAUAUUUAUGGUGUUGUACCAUUUAUGGCACCUGAAGUUUUAAGAGGCAAAUCUUAUACUCCAGCUAGUGAUAUAUAUAGUUUUUCUAUGAUUAUGUGGGAAUUUACAUCUGGUACGCCACCAUUUAACAAUAGAGCACACGAUAUUCAACUUAGUUUAAGUAUUUGUAAAGGUGAACGUCCUGAAAUUAUUGAAAAUACUCCACAAUGUUAUGUAGAUUUAAUGAAAAAAUGUUGGGAUGAAGAUCCAUUAAACAGGCCAUCUUCUAAGGAAGUUUUAAAAACUAUUAUAAAAUGGAUUGGUCUUCCUUCUAACAAGAAAAUUAAAGAUAUUGAUAAAGAAUUAAAAUGUAAUAUUAUGGAAUUUAUAAAUGCACCAAUUGGGCAUAACAUUCUUACUACUGAAUCUCAUCCACAGGCUUGUUAUACAAGUCGCAUACUUGAUUUUACUAGUAAAAAAUUGAAUGAAAUUCUUGAAAGUGAAGAUUUGAAUAGUUGUAUAAUUAAAGAUUUGAAGUCAUUAGAUAAAAAUACUAGUAAAAAAUUGAAUGAAAUUCUUGAAAGUGAAGAUUCACAAACUUAUUAUGCAAGCCAUUCUUCUACUGGCAUAACUGAAGAGUUGGAUGAUUGUAUAAUCAAAGAUACAAAUAUUAAAAUAGAUAAAAAUCAACCAAUUAUUUAUGUUUUAAAAAAGAUUUAUUUAAACACUAAGGCCAGAGUAGUAAAAUAUUUUAAAGAUUCUUAG